AUGGCCAAAACUACGAGUUGCUUCGCUGCGCUAGUUUUCGUUCUUAUCGCGAUACUGUUUUGUCAUGCCACCGAUGCCCAGUGCCCAGACCAGUGGACAGCGCUGAAAAAAGACUGCAUGCAGUUUGUCAGAAAAGCAUCGCCCGCUCCGCUUCCGCCGUCUCAGCAGUGCUGCAAGACGGUCCAGAAGUCCAACUUGACCUGUGCCUGCAAGCACGUCGAUAAGGAUCUGCUAAAGAAAAUCAGUAUGCAGAAAGUUGUGACCGUGGCUAAAGAUUGUGGUUGCCCCCUCAAGCCUGGUAGCAAAUGCGGAGAUUACACGGUGCCUCCUCCACUAGGUGGCAUGUAG
This is a messenger RNA of Ananas comosus (pineapple), 348 nucleotides long. RefSeq lists its product as uncharacterized. The record is from RefSeq and is a predicted model, not a curated record. Bases 1 to 348 code for a protein of 115 amino acids. The transcript has 2 exons. NCBI's taxonomy places the organism in Eukaryota, Viridiplantae, Streptophyta, Magnoliopsida, Poales, Bromeliaceae.